GAAAAGGGAUGAGCCGCCCAGCCUCCUCUCUCUUGGUCCCUCCCUUUUUCCUACCCAGUUCUCCCAAAAAAAAAAAGCGCUUUUUCUCAGAUGCAUCAGACAGACGAAUUGGGGCAAAGGGACCAGUCUCUUCGCUGACUCCCAGGAAUUAGCGCUCAACUUCUGGGAACUUGGUCUGGAAAAGGCCAGCACCCAACAACCGAGACUGACCCCACCGCGCCGCGCGAUGGGCGCCGCGAGACCACCGGCCGCCGCCUCCUCGCACCCAGGAGGGCCCCUCAGUGAGUCUCCUUCCGCCGGCCCGCGCUGAGCGCCGGGGCAAUGGCAAACUCCACCGAGAAUCGCACCCUCGGCUCCUGCUUCCGGAGCGCCAACGGCACGGAGGCGUACCGCAGCGAUGCGGCCGCCUCGCCGUGGUUUUCCACCGUCUUCGGCCUGAUCGGACUCUCCUCCAACCUCUUCGCCUUCUGCGUGUUGGUCAACUCCUCCCGGAAGAUGCACAGCCGUUCGCGCUCGUCUUUCCUGGUCUUCCUCUGCGGGCUGGUGGCCACCGACUUCAUGGGCCUCCUAUUGACCUUCUCCAUUGUGGUCCCGUACCACUUCACCCGCUUCGACUGGAGGCUGGUGGACCCUGGUUGCCACCUCUGCAACUUCAUGGGCCUGGUGAUGGUCUUCUUCGGACUGUGCCCCUUGCUCCUCGGUGCCACCAUGGCCGGAGAACGCUUCCUGGGCAUCAACCGGCCCUUCUCUCGCUCCACCAAGAUGACCAAACGGCGGGCAUGGACGUUGGUGGGGCUGGUGUGGGCUGGGGGCUUCGUCCUUGGCCUUCUGCCCGUCUUCGGCCUGGGCGACUACACUCUGCAAUACCCCAACUCUUGGUGCUUCCUGACGUUGCUCCAUGACUCCAGGAACGUGGUUUUCUGCCUCAUCUUCGCUCUUCUCGGCCUCUUCUGCGUGGGCCUCUCCUUCCUGCUCAACACGGUCAGCGUGGUCACCCUCUGCCGCGUCUACCAUGACUCCGAGUCCGUCCAGCGGCGGCGAGACAGUGAGGUGGAGAUGAUGGUGCAACUGUUAGGCAUCAUGGUCAUCGCCAGCGUCUGCUGGCUCCCCCUGCUGAUCCUCAUCGCGCAGACGGCGCUCCAAGCUCCCCGAGGCGACUUGCCCCUCAACCAGAUCCCCCGGGACACCGAAAUCCAGCUCCUCAUCUACCUUCGAGUCGCAACCUGGAACCAGAUCCUGGACCCCUGGGUCUACAUCCUCUUCCGGCGGGCGGUGCUGCGAAGGAUCUACCCCAGUUUCAAAACCCGGCCCUCCAUCGUCUCGCUGUACCCAGUGCUCAACCCAUCCCUGAGGAGGAAAUUUACCCAGGAAUCUGUGCUCCAGUAGGACAGGGGGUCUGUGACGACGGGAGGGGAGGGGAACGUGGUACAGCCCCUCCCUGGCGAAGCCUGUCUGCGCCCGUGUCUCCGCAGCAUCUAAGCUCCGAUGUGCGCCGCUCUGUGCUAUAAACAGUGCAGCGAAGGCGCUCUCAAUUUCCCGCCGCCCGUGCCAACAGUUCUGUGCCCUUCACAGGGCCAGGUCCCCAACCCCAAACUGGUGACCCCCUAACCUAGCAUGAGCUGCGAUUCCUUUAUUUCCUGGGGUUCGGCUAAACGUCUCUCAGGGUUCCCAAGUUUGCGAGUCGGUUCCGAACGGUCGAAGGAGCCGGGUAUGUUUUCGCCUCCUCCGGCGAUGUUAAUCCCGGCUGGAACAUUGGCUAAGGUGACCAGAUUUUUCCAAUGAAUUCAGGAACGCUUUUCAAGUUCCCACUAAACAGAUGGAUUUUGACAAAGGACUGAUCUGUAAAUCAGGGAAACGGGGACGUCUGGUAACCUUAAUGUAGGCGGGUAAAAGGUAAAGGGACCCCUGACCAUUAGGUCCAGUC
Messenger RNA from Podarcis muralis (Common wall lizard), 1924 nucleotides. Lineage: Eukaryota; Metazoa; Chordata; Lepidosauria; Squamata; Lacertidae. The record is from RefSeq and is a predicted model, not a curated record.